Messenger RNA from Durusdinium trenchii, 2340 nucleotides. NCBI's taxonomy places the organism in Eukaryota, Dinophyceae, Suessiales, Symbiodiniaceae. The record is from the annotation of a GenBank genome assembly.
AUGGCGCCCAAGGCCAAAGCAAAGCCAAAAACAAAGGCCGCCGCCAAGGCUAAGGCACUACUGGCACCAGACGACAAGGCUGCCGAGGCAACUGGCGGAAUGGCUCCAGUUCAGGAGGCCAAGGCUUUGGAAAUGGUGCAGGAGGUGAACCGCGAACACCUUCAGAAGCUGGAGGGUUCCAUCCAGACGAUUCUGAGCCAUCCUCUCUUCAGCAACAUCAUGCACGAGAGCCCGCUCAAGAUCGACAAGACAGCUGGUGCCAGUGAAGCCGGCAUGCGGGCACCAUGGGACCCGGCCGAGCACGAGUCAGCACUUACAACUGCGGGAACCUAUGUGUCAGCAGGAAACCUGUUCUGGUGCAACCUGAGGGUUUUGAACAGCCCAUCUGUUCCUGUCUCGGCAAAAAGCGUAGAGCUCCAGUUCAAUUACUUUGAGGCGACUGGUCCAGAGAAGCUUCGGGAGGAGGUGGUCAUUGCACUUGAGCAAGGUGUUGGGGUGGAUCAAUUCCAGCGGCAGCAGGUGCAGGGCAGGCUUCGCCGAAUCUCUCCCGAAGAACUGGACCAUUCAUUGAUUAUGUACAUCGCAGAUUUGAUCAAAGAGGGUCAUGGUGAUGCCAAACUUCAGCAAUGGAAGCAAGUGCUACUUAGUGUGUCCAUGCGCGUGGAGCUUGUGGAUAGCUAUGAGGCCAUGUUUUGGAAGGGCAUCAACUUGAGGCAACGCUACAUCAGCACCUAUGACAGUUUGACAAGGUCAACCAUCCAGUCAGUGCUAGAGCUUGUGAAGUUCCGUGAUGAGCUCUUACCUGCUGGAUCAAGGAAGGAAAUCGCUGAUCAUUGGCAAAUGAAGGUGGCAGACCUUGGAAGCGCCCUUGUCGACAAGAUGGACCUCGCCUUCGUUGACACCGCCCUCAAAGUGCACGACAGGAUGCUAUGCUACCCAGCUGUCUCCAAGGCAAUCAUGGAGAUGGACAUGGCCUUUGGAAAAGCGUCCUGUCUCAAUUACCUCAGGGUUCUUGAGCUCAUUUGCAUGAAGGGCAAGGAGGCUGAGCAGCUUUGGAUGAUCCAGUCCAUCAGGGACUACAUCUUUGUAUUGAAGGAGUACACGAACAAGGACCUCUCCACGAGAGCUCUGCAAGGUUCACCCAAUAACCGCGGGCUGCUUGAUGUUUUCCUAGCCAAACGGAAGAUGGUGCUUUGGCUUCUCGAGCACUUACAGUCUAAGAAUUGCCCAUGUGAUUGGAUCGAUACCCUCCGGAGUCUCAUUACCCAUGCAGCUUUUCGUGAAAAGGUUGGCUCAGGCUCUGGUUCUCGCAAUGCAGAUCAGCCUGACAAAUCGUGGCUGGGAACAGAACAUGAAGUUGUUCGAUUGGCUGUGGACAUCAUGAAGAAAGCGAUCUUCAGCGCCCAGCACGAUCACACCCUCAAGAACAUCUUGAAAGGAUCCUCAGCGCCUCCGGACAUCUUUGCCAAGGAGCCCUACAAUGAGAUGCUCAAGGGGGUUGAUGACGCACUUGAUGCUGUAAACCACAAGUUGAAGAGGAAGGACGAAGAAGUCCAAGAGGCGAAAGUUCAUGAUGAUGACCUAGUUGCCUUCUUGCCAGAGGGGGUGGAGCAAUGCCCUGAGGACCUUGAGCAAGCCUUUCAGGCUGAAAUUGAAGAGGCAGCAGAGCUGGUUGACCGAUUUGUGAAGUGGAUCCCUGAAUGUGAGAGCAAAGCCGAGCUUACACAGGCACUUGCAGACACAGCUGUUGCCAAGAAGCAGCCUGAGGGCACAACAGCACUCAUAGUGCUGGACACGAAGACCUGUGGAGAAUCGUCUUCACAACCGCACUUGAGGCUUCCUCAAUUUCGAGCUCCAGGUCUCAGGAACGUAGUGCAAUCAUUCUGCACAGCUCGAAACAAAGAGCAGUUUGAUGAAGAUGAGAUAUGUGCAGUUCUUGAUGGCUCCCGAAUGAUUUCAACCUCAAUUAUGACAUGCUUUGUCCGCGAUGAUGGGUGCCACUUCGAAGGGAAGACCAGGACAGAAUUCGUGAUACAUUACGAUGAAAAAAGCAUGCGAGCACGAAAGAUGGUGAGCCGUGGGCUUGUGCAGGUGCACGAAGGGUUGCACGUGUUUUGCCAGAGGCACGUACAAGACUCUACAGGGGCUCCAAUUAUUCGACAUCCAUUGGACCAGUCAUCAUGGACAGCUUUGAAAAUCUAUGGUUGGUAUCACCUGAAAAGAAAAAGGAAUAUGAGGCGGGAAAAGCGAAAGUGCUCGCUGGCGGCGGCCUUGCAGGUGAUCCGCCAAAAAAACCGGAAUUGUCCGGUGAGCCGAUGUCAUUUCACACCAUGCCUUUGA